This is a messenger RNA of Mangifera indica (mango), 822 nucleotides long. RefSeq lists its product as uncharacterized. The coding region runs from base 156 to 659 and encodes 167 amino acids. The record is from RefSeq and is a predicted model, not a curated record. The transcript has 2 exons. NCBI's taxonomy places the organism in Eukaryota, Viridiplantae, Streptophyta, Magnoliopsida, Sapindales, Anacardiaceae.
GAUAUCUACCAAUUUGAUGUCAACAUCACACUCCCCACAUAACCAUCUGAUAGAACCGAGUGUACCAGAUCAAAGUGUAAGAUUACUGAAAUACACACUUAUCCGCUUCAGAGUUCGAAGUGGUGGAAGGUUUUUGCCAAGGAAGCAGAUGAGCCAUGGCUCUUUCAUCUGUAUCCCUAUCUCCGCCACCUUUAAUCCUCUCCAUUCCCAAGCCAAAAUCUCUUAAAACCCACAAUGUAUUUCUACCUCGCACUUCCUCCCCUCUCUGCUUAUCCACUACUCUUUCUCCAGCUCAUGGAAUUCCUCAAAGAAACCACAAAUUUUGGAGGAGCAAUGCUACCUCUGAACAAGUUUUGCCUUCGGAAUCCCCCCCAGUUGAGACUUCUGAGCAGGUUGUGUCUUCUACAGCCACAGGAGAUGAUGGGGUCUCCUACAUCAUAUCAAUUCUCCUCUUCGUUGCUUUUAUUGCUCUAAUUAUUCUCACCAUCGGGGUAAUCUACAUAGCAGUAUCAGAUUUCUUGCAGAAGCGAGAAAAAGAAAAGUUUGAGAAAGAGGAGGCAGCUGAGAAGAAGAAGAAAGGUGGAAAGAAGGUGAAAGUGAGAGCCAGAGCUGGGCCAAGAGGGUUUGGGCAAAAGAUUGAUGAUUUUGAUGAGGACUGACCAGGAAUGCACAUUGAUGAUCAUGUAAGCUUCUCAUUGUCUUUGUAACUCAGAUCAGCUGCAAAUGAUAAGCAAAUUUCAAUUUUCAGUCAUUGUUGUGACAUCUUUGGCUGUAUGAAAUUUUGUGUGUCUUUUGUGAAGAAAUGUCUCUCAGUUACAUCUA